AUGCCGCCCAUCGUCGCGGGGAAGCACCGGCGCAAAGUUCGAUUCUCGUCCAGCAACCAACCCCCGCCAACUGCAUCAGACCCCGCCACCUCCCAGCAGAAGCGCCCAGGCACUAGUGUCAAACAUUCCAAAGUGUCGUCGGCACGCAUUAUGGCCACCCAAGAGUUACCUCGGGCCGGGAUCCCUGAGCUGUUCACGCAACCGCCCUCCGUCCAGGACCCGUUAGCCACAGAGUCUAGUGAUCUGCAGAGCGCGACUAUCGAGAAGUGCUUGCCAUUCCUAAAGGGGAUUCAAAGUUCCCAGCAGGGACCUUUCAACGCCCAUGGAGUACCCGCUCUCCAGCGCGACGAUCAUAUAGCCUAUCUCUAUGAUUCUCUCGAGGAUUACCCCUCGGGCUUUGUCAUACUUGAUGCCAGUCGGCCAUGGAUGAGCUACUGGGGCCUUGCUGGGCUUUUUAUGAUAGGAGAAGAUCCUACUCGCUUCCGUUCACGUCUACUCCAAACCCUACGGCCCGCACAGAAUCGCACGGGCGGAUUUGGUGGCGGGCACGGUCAAAUUUCCCAUCUUGCGGGUAGUUAUGCAGCCGUUCUGUCGCUUGCUAUUGUCGGUGGCGAGGAAGCCUUUAGCGUGAUUGAUCGACAUGCGAUGUGGCAAUGGUUGGGUCGGUUAAAACAGGCCGAUGGAGGCUUUCGCGUCUGUGAAGGCGGGGAAGAGGAUGUGCGAGGGGCCUACUGUGUGAUGGCCAUUUUGACACUGCUCGACUUGCCCGUGGAGCUACCCCCGAAUGUCGAGGCCCGGAAGGCCGGGCUCGAGAACUUGACUGAUGGUCUUGCGCAAUACUUGUCUAGAUGCCAAACCUAUGAGGGUGGUAUCUCCGGCAGCCCUGGCGUAGAGGCGCAUGGAGCAUAUGCCUACUGUGCGUUGGCAUGUUUGGCCCUGCUGGGUCCCCCCGAGGAAACUCUUACCAGGCAUAUGAAUCUCCCACUCUUGCUGUCAUGGCUUUCUGCUCGUCAAUACGCCCCCGAGGGUGGGUUCUCCGGCAGAACCAACAAGCUGGUUGAUGGAUGUUACAGCCAUUGGGUCGGAGGCUGCUGGCCCAUAAUACAGUCUGCCCUGGACGGCAAACCCCAGGCUAACGGGCCACCCUCCACGACCGUUGGGAGUCUUUUCAGCCGCGAGGGUCUGACCCGGUACAUCUUGAGCUGCUGUCAAGCCAAACAUGGCGGUCUUCGCGACAAGCCUGGCAAGCACCCCGAUUCUUACCACACCUGCUAUGUUUUGGCAGGCUUGAGCGCCAUGCAGCAUUACCAUUAUCGCACGGACAGAAGCGUGACCUCUGACAGAAAUUUUGCCUCGGCGUUCUCGUGGAAAUCGACUCCAAUCCGCGAAGGUAAUGUGUACGAGAAGAGCGACCGACUAGAGCCCCUUCAUCCUCUCUUUGGAAUCCCGUUCCCGCGGCCGACAAACUGCGGCUCUGGUGCGAAGCUCGCCCUUUGUCGUCCCACUCGGAAGAGGAGCAGGUGA
This is a messenger RNA of Penicillium chermesinum, 1524 nucleotides long. Its product is annotated as CAAX farnesyltransferase subunit beta RAM1. Gene Ontology annotation, cellular component: protein farnesyltransferase complex. The transcript is spliced from 7 exons. NCBI's taxonomy places the organism in Eukaryota, Fungi, Ascomycota, Eurotiomycetes, Eurotiales, Aspergillaceae. Bases 1 to 1524 code for a protein of 507 amino acids. The record is from RefSeq and is a predicted model, not a curated record. Gene Ontology annotation, molecular function: protein farnesyltransferase activity. Gene Ontology annotation, biological process: protein farnesylation.